GUUGGUCUUGAGCGUUUCUCACAGAAAGCAGCCACGUGCAGCCGACUGCACGGCCUGCUGUGUUAAUGGCUGGGAUGCACAGGGCUGCAGCGCUGGCGUUCUGCUGGAUCUGCUCUUCCUUCCCACAGUGACAGCGGAACGCGGCAGAAAGCGCAGCGAGGCGGCAGAGCAGCAAGGAGCUGACGUACAGAGCGCGGGCUGUGGGGAGAAAAGCAAGAGGAGAAAGAGGGCACCGGGUGUUGGUGUUCCCCCGGACUGCCACGUGGAUCGGUUCAUUCAGUGGCAUCAAGGCUGGACCUGCUUGCAGCGGCUUUGGACACCUCGCCCACGGGAUGGAUGCAUUGCUGUACAACUCCCCAGUGGCCGGGAGAGCUUCUCCAGAUGCUCAUUGCCAACGGGGCUCCCCCGUGAGUGCGGAUCUGGGUGAUGGUGAGGUGUGCGGGCGCUUGGUGAUGUGUCUUUCUGAAUCACGGAGCUCGUGUAGCAACGAUUAGGCCCGCUGCCUUGCUUAUUUCCUUCACUGUUAAGCUUCUCUUUUGGCUUUAGACACUGCUUUAUUUUUUGGUAGCAUUUUGUACUAGGCAGUAAAAUAAGCCUAUCCCUUACGUUGGUGUCUUUGCCCUUCCCGCUGACGCCGUUGAUUGGCACCACGACAUUAGCACACGAUGGGCACGUAACUUGGACGUGGGGGACGUGACUUGAAAGGCCAGCAUCAGGAAGGUCUCCUUUGGAGAGAGACGUAGAGAUUUGGGCUUGUUGAGCGCGGAGAACAGAAGGCUCUGGGGAGGCCGCGUGGCUGCCUUUCGGAACGCGGGGCCUCAAAGAUCACCUAGUUCCAACCGCCUGCAGCGGCCAACAGCGAGCUCAGGCUCUAGGUCAGGUUGCUGAGGGUGCCACCCAGGCUGAACUGGAACUGGGGCGUGCACAGCGUCUGUGGGCAGCCUGUGCCAGUACCUCAGCACCUUCUAAGUGAAAAAGUUCCCCUUGACGUGUUGAUUUUUCUGAUGUGUGUGUGUGAGGUUUCUUUGCACUGGAGUGCCUACAGGUCGCACUUGGUAGAACAGUGGUUGUGAAACUUAGAAACCCUGCUCGAAUGGCAGCAGAGCAUUUCCAGAGGCACCAGGUGUGCCCACGUAUGCCUGAGGUCGACAGGAAUCCUUCUGCAGCGUCCCUUCCCAGUGUCUGUUGCAUCCCCCGUGCCUCCACGGUGCCUGCUGGCAUCUCGUCUGCCUGCAGAGACCGCGAUAUGACAUGUUUAUGCGAGGGAGAGCCAGCACUGACCAACAUUCGUGUGGGCUCCAGCAGAAAGAGGGCAGGGUGAUGCAUGGCGGGCACGGUGCGAGGCUGACUGCCUCUUGCGCCCGCCACGCAGACUCUGUUGAGCUGAAUUCCGCGUGUGUGACACAUGACAAGUUCUUGUGCCACUUGCCGAGUAAACCACGGUGAUUGUCGAUCACAAUAUUUCCACCUCGCGAGGCUUGCGUGUGCCUGUGAACACACAGGUGUUGGUUUAUGAAGCAGACGUGAAACUUUUCUUACUAAAUCACUGAAGUUAGGCUUGCGCUCUUUCCUGAAAUAAUCCAGUAAGUUAAUUGGUUCGCUAUGGAAGAACUCUCCAGAAUACUCCUGUGUGCCCUGGUUUCAGCCCAGUGCCCGCUGCACACCGAUGUUGGGUUGCUGUGAGCAAUGGGUGCCCGCCCGGGGCCGGGCCGCUCGGCGGGGCAGGGGGCGGCAGCGGGGCAGGCUGGGCCAGGCUGCGGGUUGGACGCGCGUGGAAGAGGAGAUCCCCUCUCCCUGCCGGUGACCUAACAGAGCUCCAGGUGACGCGGGCUGAUGUCACAAUGGGAUGCACUGCAUCACAAGGAUGUGUUUCCUGGGGCAGCGGCAGUGCCGGCACUUCCCUGCAAGGCCUGGGCGCUGCUGGAGCACUGCUCAGGGGCUCUGUCCUUCUGUGGCCAGGAGUCAGGUCAGGGGCAGCAAGGCUGCACCGGGCGACCCUCGGUGACGCGUGGAGGAGCAGGGGCACUUUGCAGAGAACUGUUGGUUGAGGAGCCAGGGAGGGCAUCCUUAGCUGCGAGCCGAGGGCUGCCGGCAAGCGACAUGGAAGGCUGCUGGACUGUGACCAUCAGCUCGGAGCUGGUCUACACGUUCCCAACGCUCCUGCAUCUCUCUGCCGAAGAGAUUGUGGCGAUCUGGGAUGCUGUGUCUGAUUACAUCCUGGAACAGAUGAAGCUGGACAAGGGAGUCCUGGUCCCGGGACUCGGGCUCUUUGCUGCGGUCCGAGAGCAAUUCCACAGCAAAGAAGUGGCGGUGUCGGUCCGAAGACCUGUCUUCCAGCUGGACAUCGGGGUGCUGUGGCUGCAGGACCUCCAGUCGCCCACCGACAUCAUCCCCGACGAUGUCAAGAUUGAGCGGCUGAACUACCGGCAGCUCUCGCGAGCCACCGGCAUCUCGCUGCACGUGGUGCAGCGCUGCGUGCGAGAGACCGUCCUCUUGUACUGUCACCUCCUGAGGAACAAGGCGCACGUCUCAUUCGCCUUCAAGAACAUUGGCGUUAUGACAUACGAGGACGACUUCCUCUGCAUGAGGUUCUUGUCCAGCUGCAUUACAACGCUGGAGAGCAAUGCCAGCCUGACUGCACUGCUCCACACUAGAAUUUGGCCGGCCCGUUCUGCUGACUUCGGGUCAGAGACCACCGCUCAUGGGAUCCAGGUGUUGCCGAGGUUUCAGCUCGCUGUGAAAAAGAGCAGAGCAGAGGCCGCCGCAGAAAGGAACGCUGCAGUGGCGCGGAAGAUGAGUAGAGGGGGCACUGCCGGCAGGCUGCUACAGAAGCGGAAGACACUUCCCCCCUCCAUGCUGCUGCAAUACCAGGCAGGCUCAAGGCAGCAAGAUGUGGCAAAGAAGCCUUCUGCCAGCGUGCUCCCGCCGUGUGCAGGCAGCUCCCACGGGAGAAAGCAAGCAGGACAGAAGGAACCAUCUACUCCUGCCCAGACCAGCACUGCACUCCCUGCGACAGAGGACUCUAAGAGAGUGCUGCAGGAGCUCCGGGAAGUGUCUGCCCUGUGGAAUGAAGCAGACCGCACGUGGCCCGUGUACCAGCAGCAGGUAGAGCAAACGCGGGCAGAAAGAGCGGCAUGGGAAGGCUGGAGUGCAGGGGAGGACCAGCCUCCACUGCAGCGGUUUGCCAGUGCGAGCGUGUGGGCUCCGCGUCCUCCAGCCCAGCCCCGGGGACAGCAAGUGAGGAGGAGGUGGAGGAAGGAUGUGGAUCCUCCGCCGGGAAGUAAAAUGGGAACAGCGACCAAGCUGGCACUGCAUGCCGACCUCCUCUCCCCUGCGAGCAGCUCAGGUGCUCCAAAGGUUGGAGCCCCACCUCCAUCAGCAAGAGGCUUUUGCUGACACCGCGGAAAGAAACCGGCAGAAGCUGGAGCUGAAGCGGCAGCUCCCCUGUGCUCGAUGCUCGUACCGCUCCAGAGGGGAAGGUGCUGGCAACAGUGGUGACGGCGCUGGAGCUGUCGGCAAGGGGGCUGGGAAGCUGUCCGGAUUUCCACCUGUGAAUGGCAAAUCGUAGAAUCAAAGACUUGUAGAAUGGCCUGGGUUGAAAAGGACC
Gallus gallus (chicken) is the source of this 3607-nucleotide messenger RNA. RefSeq names its product coiled-coil domain-containing protein 81-like. The transcript has 13 exons. Gene Ontology annotation, cellular component: centrosome. NCBI's taxonomy places the organism in Eukaryota, Metazoa, Chordata, Aves, Galliformes, Phasianidae. Bases 1834 to 3396 code for a protein of 520 amino acids. The record is from RefSeq and is a predicted model, not a curated record.